AUGAACGACAUUAUGGAUAUGGAUGAAAAGAAGCCCGUUUUUGGCAACCAUUCCGAGGACAUACAGACCAAGUUGGACAAGAAGUUGGGCCCGGAGUAUAUCUCCAAGAGAAUUGGGUUUGGGACAAGCAGAAUAGCAUAUAUCGAGGGUUGGAGAGUGAUCAAUCUAGCGAACCAAAUAUUUGGGUAUAAUGGCUGGUCCACGGAGGUGAAAAGUGUAGUUAUCGAUUUUUUAGAUGAGCGGCAGGGCAAGUUUAGCAUAGGUUGUACAGCGAUAGUUCGUGUUACGUUGACUAGCGGAACUUAUAGGGAAGAUAUUGGAUACGGUACCGUGGAGAACGAAAGAAGGAAACCUGCUGCUUUUGAAAGGGCUAAAAAAUCCGCUGUUACGGAUGCUUUGAAAAGAUCUUUGAGAGGAUUCGGUAAUGCUUUAGGGAACUGUCUUUACGAUAAAGAUUUUCUAGCAAAGAUCGAUAAGGUAAAGUUUGAUCCCCCAGAUUUUGAUGAAAAUAAUCUGUUCAGGCCCACCGAUGAAAUCAGUGAAAGCUCAAGAUCAAAUACUCUGCAUGAAAAUCAUGAACAACAGCAGUACCCGAAUAAAAGAAGGCAAUUAACGAAAGUUACAAACGCUAAUCCAGUCUCAACGAUGAACUUGGUGAAGCUAGAGAGCACAGUAAAUAGGGUCGCUCCUAUGAUGAUCGCAUCCACCGAUAGUAGCAACAAGAACAGCAACAGCAACAUUAGCAACAUUAGCAACACCAGCAAUAAUAAUAAGGACGGCGAUCUCGGCCCCACUGAUACUUCCAAACAAGAUCAAGAUGACCUACUGGAUGAUUCUCUUAUGUUCAGCGAUGAUUUUCAAGAUGACGACCUGAUAAAUAUGGGCAACGCAAACAAUAAUGUUCUAUCAACAGACAAGGAUCCGAUGUUAGCAAAUCAUAGCCCUCAUGUAAGCUCAAAUUUAGAAGCAGAAAAAAUUACAUUUGUUACAGCCAAAGCGGCGACAUCCGUGCAGAAUGAACAUCAUGUUGGCGAAGAGAAUAUUUUCGACCCCAAGUAUAAAGCCCAAUCAAUUAGGCACACUAUUGAUCAGACUACGUCAAAACAUGUCCCGGCAAGUGUACUAAAGGAUAAAACGAUGGCUACUGCCAGAGAUUCAGUAUACGAGAAAUUUGCGCCAAAGGGAAAGCAAUUGAACAUGAAGAAUAAUGACAAAGAACUAGGAGCUAAUGCGCAAGAAGGAGCUGGAAACCAAGUACCGCAUGAAAUCACACCGAAUAAACUACCCACCGCAACUAUUUCUUCCACGGGUGCACCACGAUUUGCGCCCCCUUCUAAGGUAGUCCAUCCCAACGGGAAUGGUACAAUGGCAACUAUUCCGCAACAAAGAUCAACACGAAGAGAAGUUGGAAGACCGAAAAUUAAUCCCCUGCAUGCACGUAAGCCUAAUUGA
This is a messenger RNA of Saccharomyces mikatae IFO 1815, 1452 nucleotides long. RefSeq names its product recombinase RAD52 (gene RAD52). Gene Ontology annotation, cellular component: nucleus. Lineage: Eukaryota; Fungi; Ascomycota; Saccharomycetes; Saccharomycetales; Saccharomycetaceae. The record is from RefSeq and is a predicted model, not a curated record. Gene Ontology annotation, biological process: mitotic recombination; double-strand break repair via single-strand annealing; double-strand break repair via homologous recombination. The transcript has a single exon. Bases 1 to 1452 code for a protein of 483 amino acids.